CGUGUCGCUGGCUUUCUCGCCUCAGAUGUAUCCCGAAACGGAGGGUGUGCCUCUCCAACACCACCGAGUACCCCUGCAGGCAGUACGAGUGUGUCAGCAGCUCGCUCAGCUGCGAUAAGACCGAGCUGGACCCCGCGUGCGAUGCCGCCAAUGUGGAGCACUCUAACCUCUGCCUUCUCUACCAAAGAGGGAAGACCCCAGCCUACAUGGGCCACUGCCAGGAUGCCUGCAGGCUCUCGCACCCCGUUUGCGGGCACAACGGCGAAACCUACACCACGGUGUGCGAGGCCUACUCGGACCGCGUCGCUGUUGACUACCAUGGGCGCUGCCAUGCCGUGGGCACGGUAUCUGAGUUCUCCUCCGACACUGUCUGCGGCGCCGUGCGCUGUCCCCCCCUCUCCACCAUGGACUGCAAUCCUGUCACUCCCCCCGGGGCCUGCUGCCCACUUUGUGCCGGAAUGCUGCGGAUCGUGGUCAACGCCGGCCAGAUGGACGUCUUCGCGAAGCUGAACGACAACCAGCCGGUCACCGUCCACGACAUCCUGCGUAUCCUGAGGCUUCACGUCUCGGUCCCGCAGUGCGACGUCUUUGGCUACCUGAGCAUCGACUCAGAGAUCGUGAUCCUCAUAGUGCCCGUGGACCAGCAGCCUACUGCCCUGCAGAUCGAAGCCUGCAGUAAGGAGGCUGAGAAGAUCGACUCCCUGAUCAACUACGGCAGCCCCUCCCUCAUGUCCCACGUACCCCUCUCUGCAUUCCUGACCUCGGAGGUGAAGGUCUCCACCAUCAACUCGUCAGGUCUUCCUGCAGCCAGGUCCCAGGCCAGCUGCCUGGUCUUCAGCCUUCUCCUGAUGGUGAUCGUGGGCCUUGGAGGCACCUAGCUAUCAGCUCUCUACUGCCUCCUGCAGUUGGAUGUUGAAUAUGAACCCUGGACAUGCUUUCAAUCCAGACACAAAGCUCUUCCUUCCCAUGACAAUCAGCAUCACUCCUAAACUGACUAAUCAAUUUAUGUAUAAGGAGCAGCUUGUGCCAGCAGCAUCCAAAGGGGUCCAACAGAAAAGGAAAUUACUGAAUCCCAGUCCUUGUUUUUAAAUAACAUUGUAGCACUUUGUCGACAAGAGAGGGACCAAGCAGCACGACCUCUAUGGGGAGGUGACGUUUGGGUGAUAGACUUACACUAUAACACAGGUACAGCAUUCAUUCAGGUUUUACAUAAAGGUUAGGAACGCUGAACUGGAACGAGGGCGGGCAGAAACGUGAAGCGCAAUAUUCUAGAAGGAAAAAAAUGAAUCUGUGCUAAUCUUUAUAUGCCAUACCAAUGAAUUUUUAUCUCGGAAUGAAGAACUAUAGUCAUGUUCAUAGAAGUGAAAAACAGCAUUUAUCGAAUAGACCCAAAGUAUAUGCUGAAUAUCUAUAUAACUUAAUGCAAUAUUUUUAUAAUGUUGUCGAGAAUCUGAAUGGUUAUAUUUUGAAAAGUGGCUCAAGACUGACGUUUUUGUAUCAAUGUAACUGUCAUUAUUCUUGCAUGCUGAUGUGCGUAUCGUGUCGUUCCUUUCAGUCUGUUCUGCCCAAGGUGGCUCCCCCUUGUCUCAUUGUUACCGUUACCUUUGUCGUGUUUUAUGUUGUGUUUGUUUUUUUUUUAACUGUCUAUUUCCUGUUUUCCGAAAUUAAAUGCGAUCGUGCGGAUAAUAUAGAAACCUGAGCACUUAA
Messenger RNA from Paramormyrops kingsleyae, 1707 nucleotides. Lineage: Eukaryota; Metazoa; Chordata; Actinopteri; Osteoglossiformes; Mormyridae. The record is from RefSeq and is a predicted model, not a curated record.